UGUAACCACUGCCGAUGUAAUUCACGUUCCCACCUGUAGAGUGCUGAGCGAGCAACUUUAGAGUCAAAACAAUAGUUUCUGGAAAGUCUUAGCUAAACAUGCCAGCUAGCUCACGUUACAUUAGCCAGUUUGUUAGCUAGCUAGCAACCUGCUUACCGUCCAGUCUGACACCCGUAGCGUAUGAUCAGAAUUUUCUGAAUGGCGUGUUUGUCAUUAUGGACGAUUGUAAAAAGUUCUGUUCAUCCCUCUACUUUGCUUUUGAUUUGUUUUAAAGUGCUGGGAUAAUCGCAUUUUGGUAGCUAGUGCUUGCUAAUUUAGCUAGCUAACUGCUAGCUCGCUAACCAUUGGCUCAGACCUUUUCUGCCUGUCGUCCUUUGACUUGGGCCCGAAAAAGUUUACUAUUUUUUUCAGGUCGCUACACGGACUACAUCUAGUAAAACGACAUUAGAAGGUAUCACAUCUAAAAUCAAGACGCCAAGAUGUCGAUAUUAGGCUUAAAAAAGAAACAACCAAAGACUUUCAAGGUUAAAGUCAUUACUAUGGAUGCUGAAGUGGAGUUCAGCUGUGAGGUGAAGUGGAAAGGGAAAGACCUGUUUGAUCUGGUGUGUCGCACGGUGGGCUUGAGGGAAACCUGGUUCUUUGGGCUCAGGUACAUGGUCAAGGACACGUAUGCUUGGCUUAAGACAGAGAAACGGGUUCUAGAUCAAGAGGUUCCGAAGGACUCGCCCAUAACGUUUCAUUUCCUGGCCAAGUUUUUCCCAGAGAAGGUGGAACUGGAGUUGGUCCAGGAAAUAACUCAGCAUCUUUUCUUUCUGCAGGUGAAAAAACAGAUUUUAGAUGAAGAGAUAUUCUGUUCCCCUGAAGCUUCUGUCCUGCUCGCAUCCUAUGCAGUUCAGGCCAAGUAUGGAGACUAUGACCCAAACUUCCACAAGCCAGGGUUCCUGGCCCAAGAUGAGCUCCUGCCCAAAAGUGUCCUGAUGCAGUACCAGAUGACAGCAGACAUGUGGGAGGAGAAGAUCACAGCCUGGUACGCUGAACACCGAGGCAUCGCCAGGGAUGAGGCUGAGAUGGAUUAUCUGAAGAUCGCUCAGGAUCUGGAGAUGUAUGGAGUCAGCUACUUUGCCAUCACUCAAAACAAGAGGGACACAGACCUGCUUCUGGGAGUGGCUGCCCAAGGUCUUCAUAUCUACAGCCCCAACAGCAAACUGAACCCCAACAAGUCCUUCACCUGGAGCGGCAUCCGCAACAUCUCCUACAGCGAGAAAGAGUUCACGAUAAAGCCUCUGGACAAGAAGAUGGAUGUGUUCAAAUUCUACUCAUCCCAGCUGAGAGUCAACAAACUGAUUCUGCAGCUCUGCAUCGGUAACCAUGACCUCUUCAUGCGGAGGAGGAAGGUGGACUCCAUCGAGGUGCAGCAGAUGAAGGCUCAGGCUAAAGAGGAGAAGGCCAGGAAGAAGGUGGAGCGUCAGAUCCUGGCUCGGGAGAAGCAGAUGAGGGAGGAGGCGGAGCGAGCGAAGGACGAGAUGGAGCGCCGGCUGUUCCAGCUGCAGGACGAGGCGCGGCUGGCCAAUGAGGCGCUGCUGCGCUCGGAGGAGGCAGCCGACCUGCUGGCUGAGAAGGCCACCAUAGCGUCCGAGGAGGCCAAGCUGCUGGCCCACAAGGCUGCCGACGCGGAGCAGGAGAGGCAGAGGCUGGAGGUCACCGCCCUCAAGACCAAGGAGGAGAAGAGGCUCAUGGAGCAGAAGAUGAGAGAGGCCGAGCAGCUGGCCGUCAAACUGGUGGAGCAGUCCGAAAGGAGGUCGAAGGAGGCGGACCACUUGAAGCAGGACCUGAACGAGGCGAAGGAUGCUGAGAGGAGAGCCAAGCAGAAGCUGCUGGACAUAACCAAGACCACGUACCCGCUCAUAGCAGCGUACUCCACCCCGCCGCCUCCCCCUGAGACGGGAGACCUGGCCUACGAGCCCGAGUCCAUGAGGCUGGACUUCAAGGACUCCGACAUGAAGAGGCUGUCCAUGGAGAUAGAGAGGGAGAGGCUGGAGUACAUGGAGAAGAGCAAGCACCUGCAGGACCAGCUGAAGGAGCUCAAGUCAGAGAUCGAGUCUCUGAAGCUGGAGGAACAGCAGCAGCAUUCGGCCGUGUACAGCCUCCGCAGUGAGGCCAGAGGCUACCUCCCCGAGCCUCCCUACAUACCCCACAGCAACAGGAACUCGGCCUACAUGGCCCAGAUGGCCUUCUUCGAGGAGGUGUGAUCCAGUACCCCGAGGAGGACACGGACAAAGGGGCGAGGCGUCGACCGUGACCUACUGACUCACUGCUGCUUGCUACCAAGACGUGCCUACUCAUUUCUGAAGAGAAGAAACACCCUUUCACGCAUGCUCCCCGUGUUCCACAGGCCAGACAGACUGCACCGUGGGCUCUCAGUGUGAGAGAACAGGAGAGCCAGUGUGUGGGGAUGCUAGCUCAAAGCUAGGUGUGCAGUCCUCUAUGCUACUGGCUGCCCCUCGGGUUGGUGCUGUGGUCCCAGGACCAGGGUGCUGGCGCUGUGUGCGUAACUGACGCUAGCUGUGACCAUGCGUUAUGGUGGGGUUGACUGAUUAUGCAAGUGAAUGGUGAUCUUUGUAUUUUUAAGGUGUGUUUGUGUGUGUGUGUGUGUGUGUGUGUGUUCCUGACAGCAGUGACAGGAACUGUCUCUCUGAGCUCCAGAUUCAGGGCCCACACUCCAUCCUCCCAAGAAAUAGCGGCGUUACGGCACAGUAUAUUUUCAUUGUUUGUGUUUUACUUGCUUUUUGUUGGUAGCGCUUGAUGCUUGGUACCUGGGCAGCCUUGCCCAACAGUAGCUUUGCAUGCGGCAAUGUAUGCAUCAUGCUUGGCUGUAGAAACAAAUGAACCUAAACAUUCAGCUAAGAUGUAAUUUCAAGUGUUUUUUUAUUAUUAUUAUAAUAUUAUUAUUAAGAUCAAUCGUCGAUGUGCCUUACUGUUUUCAUAUUGUUAAUGUCUUUGUGUUGUUGGGAGGUAGUUUAUGAAGCCCGUUAUGCCAUAGUGCUUUUAAGGGCAGUCUGGAGAGCUUGCUGACACUUCCUGUCCUCUCUCUUCCUGCUCCCCGCAGGGUCUGUGGGCCUACUUCCUGUGUGAGCAGGAAGUAGCCCCCACAUAUAUAGCCCCACCCCAGGCUCAGGUAUAGCAUCUUCCCUGUGUUGCUCAAUGUGAGUAUGAGGUAUGAAGUACCCUGAGCCCUGGACUGUCGUUUGGGGUCUAAGUCGACCAAGAUGAUUAUACUCCAGUCCAGAUAGCACUGCCUGAGAACUUUGACCCUGCCAUAACUUGCCAUAACUAUAUGGGUUGUGUGGUCAGCUUUGUGGAGCAAAGGUAUCUUAUGAGCACAAUUUUAAGUUAUCUUGCUACCACCAAGACGUUGCUGUGAUAGUUGUUUUUUCUUCUUACUAGGAUGCCAAGGUUUUAUCUUUUGAAAAAGGGAAGAGUUUCAGAACAUGCUGGGGUGCAGAGUUCUUUCCAGUAAAGAAGGUUUAAAAAGUCAUUUGAUUAUAAACUACAGUCAAUGUUAGGGGUCAGUCCUGGUGAACCUAUUGAAUUAUAGAUAGACUAACAGUUUGAACUGGCAUUCUCUGGGGAUUGAUCCCAACCUUUUUAAGAUUUGGAUGAGAGCCAAUGCUUGCUGCAUGGGCAGAUGUCCGGAUGGAAAAUUGCUUGGCAGUCCAGGCAAGAUUUCAAGGCUAGGGAUUUGCUCUGUGUUUGUAUUCUUCCUCAACCCACACACUACACACAAGAUACACUACACACACUAUACACAAGAUACACACUAUACAAAAGAUACACUACACAGAGAAAAACACGCCAUGUACGAAGACGUUAUCUGAUUCAAGGGAAGACUGAGGAUGCAAACUACUAAAGACUGGCUCAAACCAGAAACACUACAUUGAUGUGAGUUCUUGCCAUAUAUAUUUUUUUAACUCUUAGCCUACAUUUUGUUAGAAUGGUAAAUGAAUGAGUGGAUUGGAAUAGUUGCGGUUUCAGAUGGUCAAAUAUCCGAGUGCAUCGUCUGUCCCUCAUCCCAGCUCUACACAGCCAGCCCAGUUAAACACAGACGUGUCAGAGAAUUCCACGUUUGUGAAGAUUUCAGUUGAAUGACGGUUGCCGUUUUCGUGGAUGUGGGUGACAUGGUCCUUGCUGUGUGCCUUGUGUCAACUCUUAAUGAUGCCUCGUCACUGUUGUCCACUGUACUGCUUCCCCAUCAGUCUCCUUACUGUCAGCUUACUAAUGAUCCGACCUCAUAGAUAGGGUUAAGCAGCCUUAAUGGUCUUAAGAUGUUCCUGGGUGAAGCAAGUCACACUACCAGGUAAAUGGCACUUCAAUGUGUUUGGUGCCAAGUUGCCAACUGAAUAAAAAUGUCAUAUUUAAAGACAUCAAGGGCUUAGCUAAUGCUUGUGUAUGACUGAAACCUUAUGCAAAUAAACAAAUAUAAAAAAAAAAAAA
This is a messenger RNA of Osmerus eperlanus (European smelt), 4491 nucleotides long. RefSeq names its product NF2, moesin-ezrin-radixin like (MERLIN) tumor suppressor b (gene nf2b). Gene Ontology annotation, molecular function: integrin binding; actin binding. Gene Ontology annotation, cellular component: apical part of cell; filopodium; adherens junction. Gene Ontology annotation, biological process: positive regulation of early endosome to late endosome transport; regulation of cell shape; regulation of gliogenesis. Lineage: Eukaryota; Metazoa; Chordata; Actinopteri; Osmeriformes; Osmeridae. Bases 480 to 2249 code for a protein of 589 amino acids. The transcript is spliced from 17 exons. The record is from RefSeq and is a predicted model, not a curated record.